Molecule: messenger RNA, 1716 nt
Organism: Annulohypoxylon maeteangense
Lineage: Eukaryota; Fungi; Ascomycota; Sordariomycetes; Xylariales; Hypoxylaceae
Product: major facilitator superfamily transporter multidrug resistance
Exons: 2
Coding region: 1-1716 (571 amino acids)
Biological process (GO): transmembrane transport; intracellular polyamine homeostasis
Molecular function (GO): polyamine transmembrane transporter activity
Source: RefSeq, a predicted model, not a curated record
AUGACUAUUGAUCCAGAGAAGAUAGAGAGAAAAUCAGAAGAUGUUGGGCUCGAUACAGGUCAUUCAGAUGACAAGAAGACUACUGCAUCCAUCGCUAGCUCGACUCGUGACGUGGAUGAUGAUUCGAUAGACAUCGUUCCUGAGCGGAUAUUAACAACAAAUGGCAUACCAGUCGACGAAGAAGCUGCGGUUGCUACCACAAAAGAACGAGCCAGGUCGCAAGCAUCGUCUACUCGGUCCAGGGCAUUGUCUGUAGUGCCAAGACUAAAGCGACGAGGGUUCCUCGCGCAAUUGACGCUCAUUCCAGAGGUUGAGCGGCCUUACGACUAUCCAGAUAAAGUCAAAUGGACAAUAACUGUCUUCAUAGCAUUAGCAGCGUGCGCUGCGCCGAUGGGCUCUGCUAUCUUCUUUCCUGCCCUCCCGGAGAUGUCUAAAAGUCUCAAUGCAUCGCCGACGGUGGUGAACUUGACGGUAGCGUUAUAUAUGCUUGCCAUGUCGAUCUUCCCACUAUGGUGGAGUUCCUUCUCCGAGACCCUAGGGCGACGUAAUAUCUACCUGUCGUCAUUCUUCCUAAAUGUCGUGUUCUCCCUCUUAAGCGGCCUAAGCGUUAAUAUCGCCAUGUUGAUCGUCUUCCGUGUCCUCUCCGGCGGAGCUGCCGCUUCCGUGCAGGCCGUCGGCGCAGGUACCAUAGCUGAUAUAUGGGAGCCCCGAGAACGUGGUCGCGCCAUGGGUUAUUUCUACCUAGGGCCGUUAUUGGGCCCCCUUUUAGCCCCCAUCAUCGGCGGCGCGCUAACGGAAGGUUUUGACUGGAGAGGCACAGAAUGGUUCCUCACCGCAUACGGCGCCGUCGUGCUCGUGCUCAUUCUCUUCUGCGUGCCAGAAACCCUAGCAAGGCGUACCCCCGUAACUACGGUCCAAACUUCGCCCGCCAAUGACCUAUCCCGCGUCUCCACCACGCGCUCGGUACAGGUAUACACCAAGAAAGCCGCAGUAUGGCUAAAACGAUGUUUCCUCGACCCCCUCGAAAUCAUAAUGUACCUACGCUUCCCCGCCGUCGCAAUAACCGUGUAUUACGCCGCCAUAACCUUCGGCUCCCUCUACAUCCUCAACAUCUCCCUGCAGUCCUCUUUCUCAAAAGAACCGUACAACUACUCAGCCAUCAUAAUCGGCCUCCUCUACCUCCCAGGAUCACUAGGCUACUUCGCAGCGAGCAUGUUAGGCGGGCGCUGGAUCGACCGCAUCAUGGUACGCGCGGCGGAAAAGGCGCAGCGCUACGACGCGAACGGCAAGCUCGUCUACCUCCCCGAAGACCGCAUGCGCGAGAACGCCUGGACGGCCGCGACCCUAUACCCCGGCGCGCUGAUCUGGUCCGGCUGGACGCUGCAGUACGGGAUCCAUUGGGCUGCGCCGUCCGUGGCGAAUUUCUUCUUCGGCGUUGGGAGUAUGUUGGUUUUUAGCGCUGCGACGACGAUGCUUACGGAGUUCAUGCCCGGCCGGAGUAGUAGCGGUGUGGCGCUUAAUAAUUUCGUGAGGAAUAUAUUGAGUUGUACGGGCGGUAUCGUGGGGCAGCCGUUGAUCGAUGUGAUGGGCGUGGGGUGGCUGAUGACGCUUGUGGGGUUGGUUUCGUGGAUAAGUGGGAAUGUGUGUAUUUACUUCCUGCGGAAGAAUAGUCGGAAGUGGAGGGCGCAGAUGGAUAAGGCUUUGAAUAAUAAGUAA